Molecule: messenger RNA, 1637 nt
Organism: Cervus elaphus (red deer)
Lineage: Eukaryota; Metazoa; Chordata; Mammalia; Artiodactyla; Cervidae
Product: olfactory receptor 10H4-like
Exons: 3
Coding region: 140-1138 (332 amino acids)
Biological process (GO): G protein-coupled receptor signaling pathway
Cellular component (GO): membrane
Molecular function (GO): olfactory receptor activity; G protein-coupled receptor activity
Source: RefSeq, a predicted model, not a curated record
CACCCAGCCUACUACCCUCACAGCAUCCACAAAGAGCUUUCUACAUCAAGAGUCUGAUGCUGCUGCUUGUGCUUGAAACCAACUCCGUGGUAUCACCACUUUGGAAAACUGAUUGGCAGCAUCUAUUCCAGAACUGCUCAUGGCUUUCAGUUCCAUGUUAAAGAACAACAGAGACCAUGCAGCAUCCUGGUCUGGUCAGAACUACAGCACAGUGUCUGAAUUCAUCCUCAUCGGCUUCUCCAACUUCCCUCAGCAGCUCCUGCCCUCCUUCUUCCUGCUGUACCUGCUGAUGUACCUGUUCACACUGCUGGGGAACCUGCUCAUCAUGGGCACCAUCUGGAGGGAGCACAGCCUCCACACCCCCAUGUACCUCUUCCUGUGUGCCCUCUCCAUCUCCGAGAUCCUGUUCACUGUUGCGGUCACCCCUCGCAUGCUGGCGGACAUGCUGUCCUCCCACCGCUCCAUCACCUUUGUGGCCUGUGCCAGCCAGAUGUUCUUCUCCUUUACGUUUGGCUUCACCCACUCCUUCCUGCUCAUGAUCAUGGGCUAUGACCGCUACGUGGCCAUCUGCCACCCCCUGCGCUACAACGUGCUCAUGAGCCCCCGUGACUGUGCCCGCCUUGUGUCCUGCUGCUGGGCUGGUGGCUCAGUCAUGGGGAUGAUGCUGACACUGAUAGUUUUUCACCUCAGCUUCUGUGGGUCUAAGGAGAUUCAUCAUUUUGUCUGCCAUGUGCUUUCCCUCUUGAAGUUGGCCUGUGGGAAGGAGACAGCCUCUGUCACCCUGGGUGUGAUCCUGGUCUGUGUCACGGCCCUGCUGGGGUGCUUAUUCCUCAUCAUCCUCUCCUAUGUCUUCAUCGUGGCUGCCAUCUUGAGGAUCCCCUCCACUGAGGGCCGUCACAAGACCUUCUCCACCUGUGUCUCCCACCUCACCAUAGUGGUCGUGCACUACGGUUUUGCCUCCCUCAUCUACCUCAAGCCCAAAGGCUCUCAUUCUAUGGAGAGUAACACGCUCAUGGCCACCACCUAUACGGUCUUCACCCCCUUUCUUAGCCCCAUCAUUUUCAGUCUCAGGAAUAAGGAGCUGAAGAACGCCAUACAGAGAAGCUUCCAUAGAACUUUCCAUCCCCUAAGCUCCUGAUGGCCAGUUUGGUGGUAUGGAAGGUGACAGAUGGUUUGAGUUUAAUAAUUUCUAUCUCUAUAUAACUCCUGUAGUGAUUUAGGUCUGUAAAAUACCCACACUCCAUAGGAGUUUGAUACACUCUAGCUGUUAGUUUUUCUCCAAUUUUCCCCUUCCUGCCAUAGACUCUAUCAUCACAAUCUCUUUUUUUUAACUGGAGUAUAAUGGCUUUAAAAUGUUGUGUUCGUUUAUGCUUUAUAACAAAGAGAAUCAACUGUAUAUAUACAUAUAUCCCCUCCUUUUGAACCUCUGUCCCUCCCACUCCACUUCCUACCCCUCUGGGUUAUCAUAGAGCACCCAGCUGAGGUCCCUAUGCUAUAACAGCAGGUUCCCACUAGUCAACAGUUUUACACAGGAUAGUGUAUAUACGUCAAUCGUAAUCUCCCAUUUCAUCCCAAUCUCCCCUCCCCUCAACUUUGCCCACAUGUCAGUCCUCUAUGUCUGUGUCUCUAUUCCUGCC